Messenger RNA from Ambispora leptoticha, 1809 nucleotides. The record is from the annotation of a GenBank genome assembly. Lineage: Eukaryota; Fungi; Glomeromycota; Glomeromycetes; Archaeosporales; Ambisporaceae.
AUGGCUACUCAACACUGUCGCGAUUCAUUGCCUCCGAGGCCUCGUCUUCUUAAACAUAGUCCGUAUUUCGAACUAACAUCCAUUAUUCAUCCAGCAUUAGCAGCCAUCGACAUUAAAGAUUGGUCAUAUGAACGUUUUGUUUCGCAAAUUAUUGUUUCGAAGAUUCGUGUCAACUCCGUUGAGGAUGUGGAGCAGCUUUGGCUUAGAUCAUUGAAGGUCGUAAAUUCAAGAAAGGAAAUUCCCACAAAUUAUAGAAGCUUUAUCAAAGAGUUGAUUGAAUAUCAGGCUUCUGAGCAGUUGAGCGAUACUACGAUGAUUGCUUUAAAUCGAUAUAUCAAGAUCAGUGCACAGUGCCAAGUGAUUUCCUCAGUUAGAGACAUUCAGCAGCAAAGAGAGCAGCAUACAAGAGAAACGUUUGUCUCUGAACAAGUGACAGAUCUUCUGGACAGCACCAGUAAUGACGCCUACACAGGGCGCGGCGUGAAGCGCAAAGCUGAUAUGUGUUAUGGCGGUGACCAAAAUUCACCAACUGUCAUGAUGCUCAGAAGGAGGGAAGAGAUCAACCAUGCGAUACCGGAUGAGACCCCGACAACGUCAUCGACGGGUUCUUUGUAUGUACCGUCCUCCGCUGAUUCCGUUAGCAGUGACGAAUCCGUUCAAAAAGGCAAACGGUAUUAUCUGGACUAUUUUGUCGGACCGGGUUUGGUAUCAUGGGACCUCAAAGAAAGUUCGGCUAGAUGGUUCGUCAAAGGUGCCGACAUAUCGGAGAAGUGUCUUAUGUAUCGAAAUGCGGUGAUUGACAGUUGCAAGACGAAAUCAACUAUUUUGACGUCCAGCGAGGAACUGGCUUUAAGUCAUAUUUUUUUAUUUCACGAAGACGAUCCCAACGGUCUCCGGGAGUACUUCGACCUUGAAUUAUGGGAAAGUCUCUUUGCAGAGUUUCGGACUCUUUACGCUCAUGAGGCAAUUCCCAGCAGUGUUUUGGAAAUUUUUACGAACAUUUCCAAGAUUGCAUGCGAUGUACCCAAUCACAAUGAGCGUAAAAUGGCUGUGAAGGAAUACUUGCAACGUUUGGAAAUCGAUGACAAAGAUGACAAAGUAAUGGAAGAGGUCAUUAGGAACAUCAUUGAGAAUGAGCAGUCAUCAUUCACUACAUGUGAUAACGAAGAUACCCAUGCUCACAAGAACGUCGCUCCGGUAGUGGAGCCAUUUUUUAAGGACAAAAAAACCUGCUUCGAUUGGGCUAACCGAAUGUCAGAAUCGUCCGCGAUAGCAAAAAAACGGUUUGAUCCUGUCCUUAUGGGUGUAAAACCCGAUUUCACCGUCAGGACAACCAACCCCAAAAAGCAUGUCGAACUGCUAAUCGGGGAAAUAAAGCCCCCGAAAGUACGAGAUGCUCUCUCUGCGGUAGAUCUGGUAUAUCUGGGUAAAACGAUGAAGAAUGCCUUGGACAAAUCAAUCGGAGAUGGCGUCGACGAUCUCGUCAUCUGCGGCAUACAGAUAAUAGGCAGAGCAUAUGUGAUGGACCUCAGAUUUGAUGGGAUUUAUCGUAUGAUUCUCAUUGGAGAAUUCGAGCUUCCAAAAGCAGCCACGUCUUGGUGCACUAUUUUGGGAUGCUACCGGGUCCUAGCCACAAUUAGGGACAUCGUCAAUGAAGAGGCGGCUCACUAUCAAUUAGUCACAAGAAGUCAGAUAGAUGAGAUGGCAUCCAAGAAAGUAAAAUGGACCAAGCCACAAUUCCACAGUCCAAUGAAGAUACCGUAUAACAAUGGACGGCAUCAUAUGAAGAAAAUUUACGUGAGCCUUUAG